This is a messenger RNA of Dentiscutata heterogama, 204 nucleotides long. The record is from the annotation of a GenBank genome assembly. Lineage: Eukaryota; Fungi; Glomeromycota; Glomeromycetes; Diversisporales; Gigasporaceae.
AUGAAGGAGGAAAAAACACCAGCUUCAACUGAAAAAUCAGAUAUGAUUAUCAAGGCAGUAUUACAACAUGUUACUGAAUUAUUAUUGCAAAACAAUCAAAUUCCGGAAAUGAGCAAUUACAAAAAAAAAAAAGAAUUUUGUGGUAUUGACGCAGACAAAUUAGAACUUUGGAAAGUAGAAAUACCGGAUGAGGAUGAAGAUACA